ACUUGACGGCUUUCAAGUGGAAACGCGGCCUAUAUUGUCCACAGUAUAUAUUAAUUAAACUUUGAAUUAGAAACUUGGAAAGAAAACGCACCCUAAUCGUAACGUCAAAGCAAAACAAGAGAAAACAGCAUACAUUAUGCCCCAAUAGACUUUCCAAAUAUGCGAUUAUUUUUUUUACAAUAAAUACAGAAUCUGUCAUAAAUUACGUUAGCUUCAGUGCAACAAUGAAAGAUGGGGCCACAAAGCACUUUUUAAAAGCGCGUAGAUCCUUCAUAUAUGGUUUACUAUAGUAAUAGUUAGGGCUAGGGUAAGGGUUAGGGACACAAUAGUGAAUCAUAUAUUAAUGACUACCUAAAAGCGCUUGGAUACCGCUGACUUGGUAUUUGAUAUAUUCUACAAGGGUUCAAUGGGGUUAAGCAUAUCUCAUUUUCAUUUUUAUUGUUAUUAUUUUUACACAGUUUUACAAAGAAACUAAAGAAUUGAGGACUACCACAUUAUGCCUGCAAUCAAUUCAUCGCCUCUCGGUCUUCUGUUACAAAUCAGUAUUCUAUGCGCAUGUCUGUUAGCAUGCGAGCCUUGUCAGUCAAGCGAUGGUAUCCCUGGUUACCGUCUGAAAGGAUACGUCAUAGGCUCUAUUCCGGGGAUCAGCGUGGAGAAAUGUAUCAUAAAAUGCACGAAACACAGCUCAUGUUACAGCAUCAAUCAUCACCAGAGGGACCACCUAUGCGAGUUGAACAACAAGACGAGGGUCUGGGUCAAUACGGUUGACCUCACGGGGCGCUACGACUGGUUUUACAUAGAGAUACUGGGAAAAAAGUACGAUCCGUGUUUGGUGGAUAACCCGUGUGAGAAUGGGGCCACAUGUUCGUCUGUGUUGAGCACUGGAAGUCUUCGUUGUAACUGCGCAAACGGCUUCUUUGGAGAAACUUGUGCUGAUUUACCACCUCUCACUUCAGAGGGAAAUUUCAGUUGCAUUAGCGAGACGGUAACAAUGGGUAACAACAAAUUCAUGGACUUCUGGACCGCGAGUAUCCUGUCACCGACGAAUCUUCUUCUGACGAGCUGUGAUGCUGACCUGCUCGCGAAUGUAUCAGAGCUUUUCGUGUUCGUCAGCCGCGCUUUACUCAAUGACUAUGGGAAAUACGACAUCGUCAGAAUUAGAGAAGCGAGUGGCUGUAAUUUGACACUGUAUUUCCCAAUCAAGUUCUCGGUGUCGGGGAACCCCUGCGAGAUUAUUGCUCAGCGUUUGACAAAGUUUGAUCACAUGACUCUGACACAGUCCUGCACUGUCACGGGCCGGGCGCGGACAGCAACAGGGAGCGGUAUCCUAGCCCUCAGGACUAAUACCCUGACUAUUGACAGCACUUCCAAGAUAACCAUGGACGGAAAAGGCUAUAAAGGCGGUCAAGGAGGAACCUCUAGUGGUGGUGGGGGGUACGGAGGGGAGACCUACGCCUGUCUUUCAAGUACCUACGGCAAGGGCGGAGACCGCAACCAGCCUGGAAAUGCUGGAGGAGGGGCUGGGGAAGGAUCAACUGGUGGCCCCGGCGGCAUCAACGCAGGUGGCGGGGGAGGAGACUCAACAACGGAUUUGGAUGACGGUGCCGGUGGGGGAGGGGGAGGGGGCCACUUCUCAGGGGGGGCUGGUGGUGCCGCGGCUACAGGCUGUACAAAUCAGUAUGGUGGCAGCGGUGGGAUCGCCUCAAGCACGAUCGGAGCUUGUGCAGGAGGCGGCGGUAGCUCCAACUGCCCGGCGGGCAACGGUGGCAAUAGCUGUCAGCGGGGAGGACAAUCCGGGGGCGCAGCAGGGACUGCAUCAAUGGGAGGAGGUGGAGGUGGAUCGCAGGGUAUUAAUUAUGGAGGUGGUGGCGGUGGAGGAGGAUUGCAAUUUGGUAACCAGGACUACACUUCUCGUCUAAGCUACGGUGGUGGAGGAGGAGGCGGUGGUGGAAGUGCGUUUGGUAUCGAGGGUGGACGAGGAGGACACGGCGGGGGACUGGUACUACUUCUAAUAAAGACGCUCACACUCGAGGGCAACAUUAGGGCGAAAGGAGAGCCAGGGGUGUGCCCGUCCACAAUCGCUAGACAUCGUGCAGCCCCGGGGGGGUCUGGGUCGGGUGGUAAUGUCCUGAUCUAUGCAGAUGAGCUGACAACAAGUGUAAGCGGUCGUAUUUUAGUUGAGGGUGAAGUACCGCGGAGAUGUACAACAGGCGACACUGAAGGGUGUGAAGAGCGAACAGAGCAAGUAGGUAGUUCUGGGGAGAUGCCUCCCAAACGGAAGAUAAGAGCCUCACGUGACGAAAGUAAAAGCAAAAAGAUUAAAGAGGACUGUACCAUGAGCCUGAAGAACUAUACAAUUAGUGAUGACAUGAGCAAGCCAUUUUCACUGCGCAGAUGUCGGUCAUGGUUUCAGCAUUAUGCAGGAAAAGAUGACCCAGAGACAAUUGGUCCAGAAGGGAUUGAGAAACUCUGUCAGGAUCUUGAUGUGGACCCUGAAAAUAUCGUGAUGCUGGUUCUAGCAUGGAAACUGCAAGCUGAGACUUUGGGUUUUUUCAAAUUCACAGAAUGGGUCAAGGGAAUGGGAAUCUUAGAGUGUGAUUCAACACCCAAACUGCAAGCCAGAUUAGCAAGUCUCAAAUCUUUAGUCCGUGACAGCGUAACUUUCAAAACAAUAUUUCGCUAUGCCUUUGAUUUUUGUAGGAACCCUGACAAGCGUACUGUUGACAUUGAUACGUCAAUGGCAAUGAUGAAAGUGCUACUAGAUAACAGGUGGUCACUCCUGGACCAUUUUCUAGCUUUUUUACAGCAAUCCAAGUACAAGGUGAUAAACAGAGACCAGUGGUGUAAUGUUCUCGAGUUCAGUCGUACGAUAGAAGUGGAUCUUUCCAACUAUGACGAGGACGGUGCAUGGCCCGUUCUCAUGGACGAGUUCGUCGAGUGGUACAGGACGAACCACACAAGUCCACAGACACAGAUAUGAUCUUUGGUAAACAUGGACAAGGAUGCAGAUGAGAUAUUUAUUGGCCAAAUCGUGUUAUCUGCUAUUAUUUGGUAUAACAAGGGGUCCCAGACACGUGGGCAUCCUGUGGUCUUAUAGGGUCUUUCUAACGAACAUGUGUGCAGGACACGCCAAGGAAACUUACAUGAUGCUGACUAUACCCAUGAACCCUUGCGAAACGCUUCAACAGGAACCUUUAUCUAAUGCAGCAGCUGAAAGGACCUGGGCCGAGAUGGCUUUCUGAUUUUAACGCGCAGUGACUGUUUGUGUUGAUCUAUUAAAAUUUGUAAUAAAUUUGUACAGAAAUAUACCACAAAUAAUAAAGGCUCUGAUUCGUAA
Molecule: messenger RNA, 3337 nt
Organism: Nematostella vectensis (starlet sea anemone)
Lineage: Eukaryota; Metazoa; Cnidaria; Anthozoa; Actiniaria; Edwardsiidae
Exons: 17
Coding region: 497-2980 (827 amino acids)
Biological process (GO): protein neddylation; positive regulation of ubiquitin-protein transferase activity
Cellular component (GO): ubiquitin ligase complex
Molecular function (GO): cullin family protein binding; ubiquitin-like protein binding; ubiquitin conjugating enzyme binding
Source: RefSeq, a predicted model, not a curated record